Molecule: messenger RNA, 1479 nt
Organism: Aureococcus anophagefferens
Lineage: Eukaryota; Pelagophyceae; Pelagomonadales; Pelagomonadaceae
Exons: 10
Coding region: 1-1479 (492 amino acids)
Biological process (GO): protein dephosphorylation
Molecular function (GO): protein serine/threonine phosphatase activity
Source: RefSeq, a predicted model, not a curated record
AUGGGAGAGGUCGUAUUGGCUACGGAGGAGAAUGUUGACCAGCAGAUAAUGCAUACAGACCAUGAGGCCAAAAAAGGUAAGGAAGAAGAAAUUGGGCUUAUCGUCAUCCCGGUCACAGAAGCAGGGACGAAUUUAUGCGUGUCUCGGGGAUCACAUAAAGUUGAAUAUUGUAAGAAAGAAGGGGACCAAUGCAUCCCAGCGGACUUCUCCAACGAUGCUCCGCCAAUUGAAAUACCAUUCGGGUAUGCUAUGAUGUGCAGCAGGAACCUGGCGCACGCAGGUGCGAGAACUGGUCCAGACCAGCCUCCGGAUGGAAGGCCACGGAUCCACGUCUACUGCAUGGACAAGACCGGCAGUACCUUCCCCAUAUUUAUUUCCUAUUUAUUUCCUAUUUAUGGCGCAAAUCUAUGUUGGAACCAUAUGGCGCAAAAUCUAUGUUGGAACCAAGCCAUAAGCCUUGUCGAGGACAUGGUGAAAAAUGGAGUCGCAAGCAUGAAUAUUGGUUCCAUCAUGCUUUUCUCGACCACUUGGUUCCAUCAUACGAUUAAUCUAUCCGAUUGGAGAUCGUAUUUUAACGCUACGAAUAUGGCCUUUGAAGCGGCGCACCUGCCAUCGAGGGAAACUUUGAGAUUGGCAAAUCUCCCUCGAGAUGAUAACACUCGCAACAAUUCUAGAAACUGGUCUGCUACAACUACCAGGCGCUUUCGCCACUCCCGCGGGACUCGUAAUGCUCCGAAUCUGCCAAACAUUAACCCUGAUCGAAGACUAAGAAAUCCGACACCGGCCACAUUACCACGGGGCGAAUUGACUAUAUCACGUCAUCGCACCGCUCUUUGCGGUGUAUGCACAGUCGCAGGGCUAAAGCCAGGAAAUCCGAGAUGGCAAAACCAAGAUUCUUACGUGAUAUCCGAGGACGUGCCAGCAAAUGCGCAUCAACACUGCUUUGCCGUUCUUGAUGGGCAUGGUGAAGUUGGUCACCUAGUCUCACAGCGAUGCCGGGACCGCCUUUGUGGUCAUUUUUGGGAAUCUGACUUGAAUAUGCACCGAACGUUUCGUUUGAUGCAACAGGAUCUCAAUGAAUGUAAUUUUGAUGUAAAGUGCAGCGGCGCUACAUGUGUAUUCGCCUACAUCCACGGUCCUCACCUCAGAGUUGCAAACGUUGGUGACUCUCGUGGGAUUCUAGGACACCUAGAGAGUGGCAAGAUUUGCGCAGUUCCACUGACCUCCGACCACAAGGAGGUUUGGGCGUAUCUUGUGAGCCAGAAAUUACAGAGCAUGAAAUUGACACUAACGAUGCAUUUCUCAUCUGGUCAUGCAACUGAUGGCGUGUGGGAUGUCAUAGACAACAAUCAGGCUGUCCAAAUUGUGCACACUCAUCUGACUUCCACAAGGUGGGAGAGCCUCUCACCUAUGGUUGAUGAUAUUACAGCUCUAGUUGUUGAUCUGCAGAAGGUGGCAGGGCUUUGUAGGUUGAGGUAA